Acanthosepion pharaonis is the source of this 1695-nucleotide messenger RNA. NCBI's taxonomy places the organism in Eukaryota, Metazoa, Mollusca, Cephalopoda, Sepiida, Sepiidae. The record is from the annotation of a GenBank genome assembly.
AUGUCGCGUCUUUUACUACAAUCAAAGAGCUUAGAACCAAUCCAUGUGAGCAAUGUAGGGGUGCAUCCUGCUGUCCGAAAUGAGUUAGAAUGUGUGGCAAAUAACACGUUAGCCAAUACAAUUCGUCAGCUGAGUAGCUUGAGCAAGCAUGCGGAGGACAUGUUCACAGAGCUGUUCACGGAAGCAUCUUCCGUGUACAAUCGACUUAACCAAUUACAGUCACGCAUGGAGGAUGUACACAGAAAGGUUAAGCAAUUGGAUGCAACUGUAGAAGAAGUGUCAUUACAAGAUAUCCAUCUUCGCAAACCUUAUCAAAGCAACUUCGUACCAGAUCAACAAGUUGUUUCAAGUUCGACUAUGCCAAAUGCCAUGCGGAUCACAUACAGCCAGUGUGAUAGAGCUCCUGCUCUGGAAAAACUUGAUAUAUUCCGGGAGGAUGGAAAAGACAGUAUGAAAUUUUAUACUGAUUCACACUUCUUUGUGGACUUUUGGUAUGCAGAAAUGCAAAAGGAAAUUGAGCAGAAAAAAACUGACAUCAAAGCAAGGAAAAAGCGGCGCCCCAAAAUUCAGGGAGACCGGCCCAUCCGCCCGGUGAAAACAAAGAAAGACGAAUAUCAGAAAAUGGCAUUAGGUGUAGAAUUUAGUGAUUAUCAAACUCCUAAUAUCCAUGGGCCUGUCCAUGGUAAGGUCCAUCAGCGUAAGGGACAACCCCACCCACAGCAGCAGCAACAACACCAACAACAACAACAACAGCAGCAACAGCAGCGACCAGAUAGUCUUGAGAUUGUAUCUACCCCAACUGGUAGCACUGGCAUUCCAGAAAUGUCUUAUGAUAUGACCAAUCCUGAUGUCAUUCCGAACGGUUACCCUAGCCAGAUCAAUGGACCCUAUUCAAUGAUGAACCACACUCCUGCAGAGAAUAUGACUCCUGAACAUGCUGCUGGGCUUCCAAACCGAAACAAUGCACAAUACAUGCAGGGCAAUCAGAUGUCUCCUUCCCACGCUGUGGGGUCCCAUGGAAGAUCUAUUGCACGUGCUCUCAACCAGAACAGUGCUAGACCAUCCAGGCCACCCCCAGAUCCUCCCUCAUUGCCAGGUACACCCAAGCACGAGCCCAUGAGAAACAGUCCAGUUGUCAGAGAGAGUCUUCCUCCGCCACCACUUCCGCCUGAUCAGAUUGAGGACGUGUCCGACAGCUACACGGGAAGCCCUGACGUCACUCCCAAACACGUGGCCCAAAAGGUACACGACUAUGACGGAAGCAGUGGUUCACCAAUCCGGAGCAGUGAUUCACCAAGCCGUCAGCAAGCUUAUGGCAACCAGAACCGGACUCCUGACAGUGCCGAGUUCCCCUUGCCCCCCUCACCGCCGAAAGUACCCAUUCUUCUGGUACCCCAUUCAUUGACAACCACCUCUUUGGGAUCAGCUGGCAAAGUUGAAGAAAUACCCAAACCAGCACCAGGACAAGAUCGCAGUGCUCUCCUUGAAGAAAUCAGGCUUGGUGAAUGGUACAAGAAGUUACGCAGAGUUGAAGACCGCAAGAAACAAGAGCAGCAGAAAAGACAACCAGCUGGUGGUCGUUUUGAUGUUCAAGCCAUUAUGGAUCGUGCCAUUGAAGUCCGGAGGAAGGCUCUUGAAGCCAGUGACAGCGAGGAAGAAGCGUUUUCAGAUGAAAAUGAGUGGGAUUCGGAAUAA